Messenger RNA from Mercurialis annua (annual mercury), 1138 nucleotides. RefSeq names its product GDSL esterase/lipase At1g23500-like. The coding region runs from base 38 to 1030 and encodes 330 amino acids. The record is from RefSeq and is a predicted model, not a curated record. NCBI's taxonomy places the organism in Eukaryota, Viridiplantae, Streptophyta, Magnoliopsida, Malpighiales, Euphorbiaceae. Gene Ontology annotation, cellular component: extracellular region. The transcript is spliced from 3 exons. Gene Ontology annotation, biological process: lipid metabolic process. Gene Ontology annotation, molecular function: lipase activity.
UAAACCAAAUUAGAAUUGUUAACAGGAGAGCAUAAAAAUGAAGUAUUUUUUGUUUAUUAUUUAUAUGUUUAUGUGUUUUUUAAGGAGUGAGGGCAGCAAUGGAACAAUUAGAGCAGUUAUAGCUUUUGGAGAUUCGAUAUUGGACACCGGUAAUAAUAACAAUCUUAGGACAUUGAGCAAAUGCAACUUCCCACCUUAUGGACGGGAUUUUCCUGGAGGAUUAGCAACCGGAAGAUUUGGAAACGGAAAAGUUUUCUCCGACUUAAUGGCGGAAGGACUAGGAGUUAAAGAAUUGUUGCCAGCAUAUCUUGAUCCCAAUCUGCAAGAUGUAGAUCUUCCUACAGGCGUUUGCUUCGCUUCAGGUGGCUCGGGGAUUGACUCUAUGACAUCCGGGAUUCAGUCGGUUCUAUCAGUAACGGAUCAGCUAGAUUUGUUCAAACAGUACAUUUCAAGACUGGAAACCAACGUCGGAAAAGACGCAGCAGACGGCACUAUAUCAAACGCGUUAUAUCUGAUAUCAUUUGGCAAUAAUGAUAUCGCAAUUACCUAUUUUAGUGCCCAUAUGAGGCCUCAAUAUGACAUAUUUUCGUACACUUCGGAAUUGGUUACUUGGGCGUCAAGUUUUGUGAAGCAAAUAUAUGAAUUGGGUGCAAGAAGAAUUGGUUUUAUGGGUACACUUCCAUUGGGAUGCUUACCCGCAGCUAGGGCAGCGAUUGGAGGGUUGAUGUGCCAAGAAAUUGUAAACCAAGCAGCUCAGUUGUUCAAUUCCAAACUCUCGUCUGAGCUAAAUACUCUUAACAACACUCUCCCUGGAGCUAACAUAUUUUAUAUUGAUGUUUAUAACCCUCUUCUUGAUAUCAUCCAAGACCCUCAAAAAUCUGGUUUUCAAAUUUCGAAUGUGGGGUGCUGCUGCAUAGGUGGAAUGUCAUGUCCAAUUCCAUCAGCUAAUGUAUUUUGGGACUAUGCUCAUCCUAGUGAAAAAGCAUAUUCUAUUAUUGUCAAUCAGACCCUCAUCAACAACUUCGAUUGAGUCAUCUGUAGGCUCUGUUCAAAUGAAGAUGCAUCAUUUUCUUUCAUUUGUAUCAUGUUUGUUUUUGUUAUAUAAAACGCAUUAAGAACAAUGUUAAGAGUACGCAUU